AUGCUAAUGAGCGCCGACGCCGCGGGCGGAGCGUGUGUGAAGAGGCGGAGAAGUGCCUCGGCGGGCGGGUGCGGAGGAGCACUCGGUCGGGUGAAGGACGCGGUGGAAGCGGAGUUGAAGAAGAGGGAAAAAUACAGCUUCGGUGUGGAGGAGGGAAGGGGAGAGGAGGCUCUCAUAAAACGUAACACAUUCGGGGCAGUUCCGUUCGUUUCUCGACCAGCUCAAGGACGCGGUGGAGAUUAUCACAUUAAGAACUCGAGUGGGCUGUUAGCAGAAGUGCCUAUGUGUGGUAAUCGUGCUUAUGUGGAGUACCCUCUAAUUAAUCGCAAAUUAAAUUGCCGCGCGCGCGACCGGGGCGGCGUGGUUCGCUCGCGCCCAGGGAAAGUGCCGCCCAGCCACCGGUAUAUAUACGAGCGGGCGCGUCGGGGUCGGCACCAGUCGGCGACUGGACCGUACACACACCCCUCGCUCGCAGACAUGAGGAGCUUGUUGCAGGUGGCGCUGCUAGCGCUGGCGCUGGCGGCGGCCGCGGCCUCCGAGGCGGAGAAGAAGGAGGCGGCGGCGGCGCCGGCCAAGGAGGAGGCCAGCGCGGAGGAGACGGCCAAAACCAAGCGCGGGCUCUUCGACCUGGGCCUGGGCUACGGCACCGGGCUGGGCCUGGGGCUGGGCGCCGGCGCGGGCCACGGCGGCCUCUCGCUCAUCAGCGGCCUCGCCUCCUACGGAGGCUACUCCGCCGCGCCCAUCUCCUACGGCGGCUACGGCGCCUACGGCGGCUACGGCCACGGCGCGCCGCUGCUGCUCUCCGCCGCGCCGGCCGUCAAGACGGUCACCCUCACGCAGAAGGUGGGCAUCCCCAUCCCCAAGCCCUACCCCGUGCACGUGCCCUACGCCGUCGAGCGACCCUACCCCGUCGCCGUGCCCAAGCCCGUCGCCGUGCCCGUCCACGUGCCCGUCGACCGUCCCUACCCUGUGCCCGUCGAGAAGCCCGUCCCGUACCCUGUAGAGAAGCCCGUGCCCUACCCCGUCAAGGUCCCCGUCGACAGGCCCUACCCCGUGCACGUGCCCGUUGAGAAGCGGGUGCCCUACCCUGUGGAAGUGAAGGUCCCUGUUCCCCAGCCCUACGCCGUCCACGUGCCCAAGCCCUACCCCGUCUACGUGGAGAAGAAGGUGGCCGUGCCUCAGCCCUACCCCGUGCACGUGAAGGUGCCCGUCCCGCAGCCCUAUGAAGUGCAGGUCAAGGUCCCCGUCGCCGUGCCCGUCGACCGCCCCUACCCCGUCCACGUCAAGGUACCCGUCGACAGACCGUACCCUGUCCACGUGCCCCAGCCCUACCCCGUGGCCGUCGAGAAGCCCGUACCCUACCCCGUGGAGAAACCCGUGCCCUACCCCGUGAAGGUGCCCGUGGACAGGCCGGUGGCCGUGCCCGUGCCCAAGCCCUACCCAGUGACCGUGGAGAGGCCCGUGCCCUACCCCGUAGAGCGCCCGGUGCCGUACCCAGUGGAGAGGCCCGUGCCCGUCGCCGUGCACGUGCCCGUCGACAGGCCCGUCGCCGUGCCCGUGCCCAAGCCCUACCCGGUGGCGGUGGAGCGCCCGUACCCAGUGGCCGUGGACAGGCCCGUGCCCGUGCCCGUGAAGGUGCCCGUGGAGAGGCCGUACCCCGUGCAUGUUGAGCGCCCGGUGCCCGUGCCCGUCAAGGUGCCCGUCGCCGUGCCCGUCAAGUCGCAGCCCGUGCUGCUGGCGUCCGGCCAGGGCGGCUACGGCGGCUACGGCGGCUACAGCAGCUACGGCGGCUACGGCCUCCACGGCUGA
Messenger RNA from Gryllus bimaculatus (two-spotted cricket), 1809 nucleotides. Lineage: Eukaryota; Metazoa; Arthropoda; Insecta; Orthoptera; Gryllidae. The record is from the annotation of a GenBank genome assembly.